AUGAUGCUUUGGGCAUGGCUCCUUUUUGUCGUCGCCCUGAGCACACAUGUGUAUGCACAGGUGCGUGGUGUUGCGCCGAAAGAUGCACACCUCUACGAGCCCCAAAAUGCAUCAGGUUAUAAAGAGCCCAUGUUUCGGUGUCUCCGCUCCGGCAAACUCAUUCCUUUCAUAAAUGUGAAUGAUGACUAUUGCGAUUGCGAAGACGGCACAGAUGAGCCCGGCACAUCGGCGUGCUCUAAUGGACGCUUUUACUGUGAAAACAAGGGUCAUUUUCCACGGUACAUUCGAAGCUCUCGCGUAAACGACGGCGUUUGUGAUCCCGAAUGCUGUGACGGCUCUGAUGAGACGGAUGGGAAAAUCCAGUGUCCAAACGUAUGCGAAAAGAACCAUAAAGAAUAUAAGCGUCGAAUGGCGCAAGAGGAAAAGGUGCAUACGGCAGGCUCACGCGUCCGGGCCAAAUACAUUGCCAAAGCGCGCUCGGAUCGCCAGGCUCGCAUGAACAAAUUGCAGUCGCUCAAGGCAAAGCUACCUGAACUGAUUCUAGCAGAAGACUCUCUACGCAGCGCGAAGGAGAAUUCACAGUCCGCUGAAGAGCUCGUGCAAGAGCAAAAGCGCCAGAACCCACUCUAUAAAAAGUUGGAAGAACGGCAUCGUGCGCUAGACACACUUCUUUCAGCUACAGAGAGUGCUUUGGAUGAGUUGCGUGUUGUCGCGCGCUUUAUAGAGCGUCUGGACAAGGACCAUGCUGUCGAAUCAAUUGAGCGCGCCAAGGAGUCAUUUGAGACAUGGCUGGGCACGAAUGAUGAUGAUGAUGCCAUUCAAAGCAUCGAGGACCGUAUUCGAACAAUUCGUGAGGAAGCGCCGUCUCGUGAUGAAAUUCGUGCCCUCUCGCAGGAAAGUAUUUAUGACAUGCUCGAUUAUAUGCCAGACGAUGACGACGCUUUGGACGCAUCUUCUAUGUUGUACCAUAUCCCAUCUUAUCUUCCGGAUGCGCUCAUUCCUCUGUACGAGCGAGCUCUGUCGUGGAUAUCUCGAACUCUAGUUCAUCUGAACCUGAUCAAGCCAUCUCGAGUCCGCUCAAGCGCUUGGCAGAAAGACGGCCUGCAGGCUGCCCACGACAAACACAGAGAGAGUGAAGAGGCGCUUGAUAAUCUCAAGCAAGAAAUACAAAUGGAAGAAGAAGCUCUGAACCAAUGGGACGACAAAUAUGGCCGGGAGGGCGAGUUUUUCUCGUUGCAGGGCAAAUGCGUGACUAGCGACAUGGGAUCGUACACGUAUGAAUUGUGCUUUGGAGAAAAGACAGCACAGAUUUCCAACAAUGAUGGAUACCGCUUCAAUCUUGGCUACUUUAAGCACUUCGACAUGGACCAACAGUACGACAGGUCAGAUGACCGGCACUAUUUGUCCAUGCUGUUUGACGACGGACAAGUGUGCUGGAACGGCCCACCACGAAGUUCGCGCAUUACACUCGAGUGUGGUGAGGAAGAAGCACUUCUUCACGUGUUUGAAGCUGAAAAGUGCACCUAUCAGAUGCACGUCAAGACGCCAGCCGUGUGCUUUGAUCGCAAAAAGACAGACAAUGAGGCGGCGGUGAAUCAUGAUGAGCUGUAG
Molecule: messenger RNA, 1611 nt
Organism: Malassezia restricta
Lineage: Eukaryota; Fungi; Basidiomycota; Malasseziomycetes; Malasseziales; Malasseziaceae
Product: protein kinase C substrate 80K-H
Exons: 2
Coding region: 1-1611 (536 amino acids)
Biological process (GO): N-glycan processing
Cellular component (GO): glucosidase II complex
Source: RefSeq, a predicted model, not a curated record